AGAGUGAAAUUAAUAUCGGUUAUCAGUCAGUUUUUCUGAUGUCAAUUUGAAGAGCUCUCAAGUAAUAUUAACGACUAAGUAUGAGAAUCAAAAUAGCGUUAUGCCUCUUGGCUAUAUUUUGCACUGCGAAUGCAAUUUCUUUAAAAAGUUUGCAGCGUCAAAUUGAAACCGCGAAAUUAGACGUGGAAAAUACCAUACGAGAACUCGAACUUUUCCGGAAUAACAUUUGGCAAGACGUAAACCUGACAGUCACGAAAAUAUGGUUGGAACCAAAGAAAGAGUACGAUAACUACGCCACUUCAAUACUCAAUACGAUACAUAAAGAAGUAGAAGACGCCAAGGCCAGUGGUAAGAAUGCUCAACCAUGCUACAAUGUCGCUUUUUAUACUUUUCGGAUUACUGACUACGAAUUGAGGGCUGAAGCACGACUAUGCCUAGAUACCUCAACAUGUUCUAUGAAGCGCAAUCUUAAGUUCAUUGAUAAUUAUAUCACGACCGGACGUGAGUUAAUAAAAGAAUUGGAUGAGAUCCUUCCGGGUUGCUAUGAGAAAGAUUCAAGACUUACCGACAUUUUAAAACUACAUAAUUGUAAAUCUCAGCUUAAGAUGAGUAAGAGUAGCGUGAAAAAAUUGAAGACCGAUGCCAAUUCUGCCAAAGCUACCUUUAAAAACGAGAAAAAUAUCGUCGUUGACAAGUAUACUACUUGCCUACAUAAUGCUUUCUCGACCGCACACUCAAAAGUCGAGAAUGCCAGGUUAGCUGCUACCUGGUGCCUCAACAAACUGUAGGAAUACAUCUUAAAUUUGACCAUUGCAUUAGUCUAUUAUGAUUUAUUACGAUUUGAAGUUAUUUUCUCUAGAAAAAACGUCAUUCUUGAAAAAAAAUGUUUUGCAAUUACCUUUUUUCUAUGAUUAAUAUUUAAGUUAACAGAGUUUACAAUACAUCACGAAAUUUUAUUAUUUACAUCGAGGAUUCUUUCUUUUUUUUUAUAUAAUAUAAAAUGAAUAAAAAUAAUUGCAAAACUGAAAUUGGUUUAUUACAUACAUUAGGAUACUACAUUAUCGUUAACAUCAACAACAUCAACGUGUAUUACUUAAUUAUACGCUUUAGUAAACUGGAAAUUAAAUGAUGUAAUAAAUUUUCUGCAAAAAGA
Monomorium pharaonis (pharaoh ant) is the source of this 1153-nucleotide messenger RNA. RefSeq lists its product as uncharacterized. NCBI's taxonomy places the organism in Eukaryota, Metazoa, Arthropoda, Insecta, Hymenoptera, Formicidae. The record is from RefSeq and is a predicted model, not a curated record. The coding region runs from base 81 to 788 and encodes 235 amino acids. The transcript has 4 exons.